Messenger RNA from Cottoperca gobio, 1575 nucleotides. It is a transcript of the gene rhcga, whose product is annotated as Rh family, C glycoprotein a. Gene Ontology annotation, cellular component: plasma membrane. The record is from RefSeq and is a predicted model, not a curated record. NCBI's taxonomy places the organism in Eukaryota, Metazoa, Chordata, Actinopteri, Perciformes, Bovichtidae. Gene Ontology annotation, biological process: ammonium transmembrane transport; ammonium homeostasis. The transcript is spliced from 11 exons. The coding region runs from base 1 to 1470 and encodes 489 amino acids. Gene Ontology annotation, molecular function: ammonium channel activity.
AUGGGGAACUGUUGCGAGAUCUUGGGGAAUUUCUUCUGUGGGCAAAAGAACACCAACAUUCGUAUUAGUCUGCCGGCUGUCUGCUUCGUCUGGCAGAUUGCUAUGGUUAUACUGUUUGGAGUUUUCAUCCGGUAUGACGAGGAAUCAGACGUACGAAAAUGGCUUGAGCACAAACAUAGUGAAAACAUCACCAGCGAUAUCGAAAACGACUUCUACUUCAGAUAUCCCAGCUUCCAAGAUGUCCACGUCAUGAUCUUUGUUGGAUUCGGUUUCCUCAUGACGUUCCUGAAACGCUACAGCUUCGGUGGUGUGGGUUUCAACUUCAUGAUCGCCUCUUUUGGUCUGCAGUGGGCUCUUCUCAUGCAAGGCUGGUUCCACUCGCUCGACCCCGCAACCGGCAAAAUCUAUAUCGGAGUAGAGAGUCUGAUUAACGCAGACUUCUGCUGUGCCGGCUCUCUGAUUGCCUACGGUGCACUACUGGGAAAAGUAAGCCCUGUCCAGAUGAUGGUUGUCACCUUAUUUGGCAUCACACUGUUUGCUGUGGAGGAAUUCAUCAUCCUCACCCUCCUUCAUUGCAGAGAUGCUGGUGGUUCAAUGGUCAUUCACGCCUUCGGAGGGUACUAUGGUUUGGCCAUCUCCUGGGUCCUCUAUCGACCGAACCUACACCAAAGCAAACGCCUCAAUGGAUCUGUCUACCACUCUGAUGUGUUUGCCAUGAUUGGUACACUGUUCCUGUGGAUGUUCUGGCCCAGUUUCAACUCGGCCAUCACAGACCACGGCGACGGACAGCCCAGAGCGGCCAUCAACACUUACAUCGCCCUCGCUUCCUCUGUUAUCACCACUAUAGGCAUCUCCAGCAUGUCUCAGAAAAAAGGAAAACUGGACAUGGUGCAUAUCCAGAAUGCCACUCUGGCAGGUGGUGUUGCCAUGGGAACAGCAGCGGAGUUCAUGAUCACUCCUUAUGGUUCCCUCAUCGUGGGUUUCUGCUGCGGCAUCAUCUCCACAUUUGGUUACCUGUUUGUUACGCCAUUCUUGGAAAAAUACCUGAAGCUCCAGGAUACAUGUGGUAUCCACAACUUGCACGCUGUGCCAGGGAUGCUUGGCGGCUUUAUAGGCGCCAUUGUUGCUGCAGCCGCCACUGUAGAGGUCUAUGGCGAAGAAGGGUUGAUCCGGGUAUUCGACUUUGAAGGCGAAUUUGCAGACAGAUCUGUAGGGACCCAGGGAGGCUUCCAGGCUGCUGGCACAUGUGUGGCUGUUGCAUUUGGAGUUGUUGGAGGAGCGGCUGUUGGUUUAAUUCUGAGGCUUCCUAUCUGGGGCGACCCUGCUGAUGACAACUGCUAUGAUGAUGAAGUUUACUGGGAGGUUCCUGAGGAUGAGGAGACCAUCCCACCUGUGUUGGAGUACAACAACCACAUGAUACACAAGCACCAAGACAUAUCCGAGUCAAACUUCUCUGUGGAGCAAAGUUAGAAAGAUCGAGAUCCUCACAUCAUUUUGAACUUGAUACAGCUGUGAAAUGACACUAAUUUAUGAAGGAGCCACCCUCAAAAACGGGCAAUUCUACAAGAAAGGAAC